AUGCCCACUGGUGAUGGAGUGCAUAAAGGUGGGAACACCGCGUCUCUGGAUGGUCAGGGAGGAACUGAGCCGAUAUCUCAAACGAAACGCGAACACCGUGACAUAUACUAUCGGUUAUAUACCACAGAAGGCCCACUCGAAACAAAUCACCCGAUCUUCUCCAACGAUCGCUUCAUCAGUCGCAUCUCAUCUAGAUCGGUGAGACCCCCUCAUACGGGCGCCUCGCUGAAGAGGUGCGUCUGCAAGGUUGAAGGCGUGGAAGGGCCUGAAAAGAGCACUUUGUACCCAUCGCUGUCAGAAAAGAAGCCUUUGGACGACUCUGCUCGUCUUGCGCUCCGAGGGAACUCUGGGCCAGGAUUGUCUGAGGCUGAUCCGGUAGUUUUUGUUAUUGAAAAAAGCGCCGCUGGACCAAAGUCUGCGAGUAAUGCGGGCUCAAAUGAAUUGCCCGCAUGGAAGGCUGAACAACGAUAUGUUUAUUACCGACUUUACGACGACGAUAGUGAAGCCGCCUCGAAAACGUCGUUUGACGAGAGUGAUCCUUCUUUGGGUCGCCUUAACAUAUUCACCAUCCCCCCACCGCACACCGUCGCUUCCUUGAAAGGUCGUCUUGUUCAUGUAGAAGGGGUAUCGGGUAACGCUGUUCAGUUGCUUGAAAACGAGGAUGGAGAGGUUACCUUGAACGAUGGCGAUGCCAUCGCUCUUCUCACUGACGAUUUUCCGGGCUCAAAUGAGGAUCAGCCGAUAGUAUUUACAUAUACAAGGAACGCUGCUGAUAAAACGACGGCACAGGAGAUUCCUCCCUUCUCGAAACGCCUUACGUGCACAUCCAAUUGGGCCGGCGCGCUUGUGGACGCCGCGUGGCACUCAAUGGUGGUUGGAGAGAUCUUUCAAACAGACGGAGUUGUGCGGUUUGAGACAUUCAUCAAUUCCAAUGUUGUUCUUUCAAGAAUCGAAGUAUGA
Laccaria bicolor S238N-H82 is the source of this 960-nucleotide messenger RNA. RefSeq lists its product as uncharacterized. Lineage: Eukaryota; Fungi; Basidiomycota; Agaricomycetes; Agaricales; Hydnangiaceae. The record is from RefSeq and is a predicted model, not a curated record. The transcript is spliced from 8 exons. Bases 1 to 960 code for a protein of 319 amino acids.